AGAGUCCUGAGGGUCUGAGCGGGUCUGGAGGUUCGGAGGUCUCUGCGGGUCUUCAGGUUUUCACGGAUCCGGUUUGAGUCGAAUCAGCAUCAUGUCGGAGCUUCAGCUCGUGCUGCUUCAGCUCGCGCUGCUUCUCGCUCUGCAGCUAUGUACCUGUGCUCAAGAGGACGGGGCCUCGGUGGGCGGGUAUCCGGAUGAGCUCAGCCUACCGGAGCUCAGCGACGUCUGCACUGAGGGCAGCUGUUACCCCGCAACGGGAGACCUUCUGAUUGGCCGAGCUCACCAGCUGUCAUCCACCUCCACCUGUGGUCUGAACCGACCCGAGCCAUUCUGCAUCGUCAGCCACCUGCAGGAGGAGAAGAAGUGUUUCGUGUGUGACUCCGCGGCUCCCUAUGACGAGCCGAUCGAUCAGACAAGCAGCCAUCGCAUCGAGAACGUCGUCACCACGUUUGCUCCGAACAGACUGAAGACGUGGUGGCAAUCCGAGAACGGUCUGGAGAACGUCACCGUCCAACUGAACCUGGAGGCAGAGUUUCACUUCACACACCUCAUCAUGACCUUCAAGACGUUUCGUCCUGCUGCCAUGGUGAUCGAGCGGUCAGCUGACUUUGGGAAGACGUGGCAGGUUUAUCGUUACUUCGCCUACGACUGCGAGACAUCUUUCCCCCACAUUUCCCAGGGUCCAAUGCAGAAGGUUGAUGACGUCAUCUGUGACUCGCGUUACUCCGACAUCGAGCCAUCCACUGAGGGAGAGGUAAUUUUCAGAGUUCUGGACCCGGCGUUCAGGAUCGACGACCCCUACAGCCCCAGAAUCCAGAACAUGUUGAAGAUUACCAACCUGCGGGUGAAGUUCACCAAACUGCACACGCUGGGAGACAAUCUGCUGGACUCGCGUAUAGAGGUCAAAGAGAAGUAUUACUACGCCAUCUACGACAUGGUGGUGAGAGGAAACUGCUUCUGCUACGGACACGCCUCCGAGUGCGCCCCCAUCCAAGGGGCCGGACAGACCCGGGAGGGCAUGGUGCACGGUCACUGCAUGUGUAACCACAACACCAAAGGUCUGAACUGUGAGCAGUGUCAGGAUUUCCACCACGACCUUCCCUGGAGACCGGCCGAGGGUCGCAACACCAACGCCUGCAAGAAGUGUAACUGUAACCAGCACUCGGACUCGUGUCACUUCGACAUGGCCGUGUUCGUGGCUUCAGGAAACGUCAGUGGAGGCGUUUGCGACGACUGUCAACACAACACGGCCGGACACAGCUGUGAGCAGUGCAAACCGUUUUACUACCAACAUCCAGAGCGAGACGUCAGAGACCCCAGCAUCUGCCAAGCCUGUAACUGUGACCCCCUGGGCUCUCUGAACGGAGGCAUGUGUGACCGGAUGACAGACGUUCGAGCUGGGCUGAUCGCAGGUCAGUGUCGCUGCAAAGUCAACGUGGAGGGAGAACGCUGCGAGCGCUGCAAACAGGCGCAUUACGGGCUGAGCGACGAGCCUGAGGGCUGUAAAGCGUGUGCCUGCAGCCCCUUGGGAACAGUUCCUGGAGGAAAUCCCUGCGACAGUGAAACAGGAAGUUGUUUCUGUAAACGUCUGGUGACGGGACCAAACUGUGACCAGUGUGUGCCCGAACACUGGGGUCUCAGUAACGACAUGGACGGCUGCAGACCAUGUGACUGCGACCUCGGAGGAGCUGUUAACAACCGGUGUGAUCAGGUGAGUGGUCAGUGCACAUGCAGAGAUCACAUGUUCGGCCGUCGCUGCGAUCAGGUUGAGUCUGGAUUUUACUUCAUCGCACUCGAUCACUACACCUACGAGGCAGAGGACGCCACGCUUGGACCUGGAGUGACGGUGGUACCAAGGCCCCACCCUCAGGACCGCAGUCCCACUUGGACAGGUAUUGGGCUGGUCAACGUCCCAGAGGGAGCAUUCCUAGAAUUUUCUAUCAGCGACAUCCCUCAGUCCAUGGAGUACGACAUCCUCAUCCGCUACGAGCCUCAGCUGCCUGACCAAUGGGAGGAGGUCCUGAUGACGGUGAUGAGGCCUGGACCAAUCAGAGCAGACAGCCGCUGUAUCAACACUGUACCUGAUGACGACAACCAGAUGAUCUCACUUCACCCCGGCUCACGGUAUGUGGUUCUUCCCAGACCGGUCUGUUUUGAAUCUGGUCUGAACUACACAGUCCGGCUCAGUCUGCCGCUGUACUCGGCCCUCAGCGACGUCCAUUCUCCGUACACACUCAUCGACUCGAUUGUGUUGAUGCCGCACUGUAAGAACCUGGACAUAUUCACAGCCUCAGAGGGAGGAGACUCCAGCAGGAACAGCGGGCGGGAAACUUUCCAGCGUUAUCGUUGUCUGGAGAACAGCCAGAGCGUCGUCAAGACGCCAAUGACGGACAUCUGCAGAAACUUCAUCUUCAGCAUCUCCGCCAUGUUGCAUCAGGGAGCUAAAGAAUGCCAGUGUGACCCCCAGGGUUCCCUCAGCACUGUGUGUGACCCCAGUGGCGGUCAGUGUCAGUGUCGCGCCAACGUGGUCGGCAGGAACUGCGACAGAUGUGCUCCAGCCACGUUCCAGUUCGGACCAAACGGCUGCAGAGCGUGUGCGUGCGACCCUCAGGGUUCGCAGAGUCCGUUCUGCGAUCAGCUCGCCGGUCAGUGCCUUUGUGUGUCGGGAGCGUACGGUCGCCAGUGUGAUCGCUGCCUGCCGGGUCACUGGGGUUUCCCCACCUGCCGACCCUGCUCCUGCAACGGACACGCCGACGACUGCGACCCCAACACCGGGCGGUGCAUCAGCUGCCGGGACCACAGCACGGGACACAGCUGUGACAGGUGUCUGGAUGGUUACUAUGGCGACCCGGUGUUGGGGUCAGGCGACCACUGUCGUCCCUGCAUGUGUCCCGACGGCCCCGACAGUCAACGGCAGUUCGCAGGAAGUUGUUACCGCAGCGACGACUCCCAGCAGGCCAUCUGUGUCUGCAGCACUGGAUAUAGAGGUGCUCGCUGUGACCAGUGCUCACCUGGUUACUAUGGAAAUCCUGGUGAACCGGGGGGGCGGUGUCAGCCCUGUCAGUGCAACAACAACAUUGACAUGUUGGACCCAGAGUCCUGCGAUGCUCAGACCGGAGAGUGUCUGCGCUGCCUGCACCAUAGCGAGGGCGCCGCCUGCCAGAGCUGCAAACUGGGUUACUACGGCAACGCCCUGCUGCAGGACUGCAGGAAGUGCGCCUGUGACCCGCUGGGCACCGAUCCAUCCAGCUGUCCGUCAUCCGGCGACUGUCAGUGCGACCGCGGCAGCGGCCAGUGUCACUGCCUCCCGAACGUGGUCGGUCAACACUGCGACCGCUGCGCGCCCGACACCUGGAACAUGGUGAGCGGCCGCGGCUGCCGGACCUGCGACUGCGACCCCAAACACUCGUACGGGACGUCCUGCGAUGAGAUCAGCGGCCAGUGUUCCUGUCGCCCCGGCUUCGGAGGAAGAACGUGCAACGAGUGCAGAGAGCUGUUCUGGGGAGACCCAGAGGUUAAAUGUCACGCGUGUGACUGCGACCCUCGCGGUGUCUCUGAGCAGCAGUGUAACAAAGUCAGCGGUCACUGCGUCUGCGUGGACGGCGUGUCCGGACCGCGCUGCGACGUCUGUGCACGUGGAUUUUCGGGAACGUUCCCCGACUGCCGCCGCUGCCACCAGUGCUUCGCGGAGUGGGACGACAUCAUCGGACAGCUGACCAAUCAGACGCACCGCCUCGUCAACAAGGUCAACACCAUUAAAGCCAGUGGAGUCAGUGGACCGUACAAGAAGUCCGUGGACAGUGUGGAGAGGAGCGCCGCCGACAUCCAGGUCCUCCUGAACCAGAACCUGGCUUCGCAACCACUGAGCGAGAUCCAGCACCUGCUGCAACAGGCCAGUGACCUCAUGAGUGCCAUGAGCCAGACGUUGAACCUCACAGAACAGACUCUGAUCCAGGUGGAGGACCAGGACUCGGCCGCAGAAGCUAAAUUAGACUCUGUGACGUCAGACGCUCAGAAACUGGAGCGGACGGUUCAGGAGCUGCUGGACCAGGUCGAGUUCAUCAAAAACUCCGACAUCAGAGGGGCGACAGACAGCGUCACUAAGUACUUCCUGCAGUCUCAGGGAGCUGAAGCUCGAGCCAACGCCUCCACUGUCGAUACCGGCAGCCCCGUGGAAACAUCCAGCGCUCUACGGCAACUCACAGAGGACAAACUAAACCAAACCAGAGGGGAGUUCCUGAAGAGACACACUGAGCAUGCUCAGAGACUGGAUGACCUGGCAGGAGAGCUGCAGACUCUGGACCUAUCAGAGAUCAGCCACAAGACCUGUGGUGGUUCAUCCCCGGGUCAGGAUUUGUGCUGGCCCUCUACCUGUCAGGGUCUGGGCUGUGUGGACUCUGAGGGUUGGACCAGGUGUGGAGGCGAAGGAUGUGGCGGUGUGGUGACAACAGCCAACAACAUCUGGAGGAAGGCUCAAGAUUUGGAACAGGAAGUCACCGGUGCCAUGGGGGAAGUGGAAAAACUGUCCAAGAUGGUGUCUGAGGCCAAGCUGAAGGCAGACGAAGCGAAGCUGAGCGCUCAGGACGUGCUGAUGAAGACCAACAGGACCAAACAGAAAGUGGACCAGAGUAAUGAGGAGCUGAGACAUCUCAUCAGACAGAUCAGAGACUUCUUAACACAGGAUGCCGCAGACCUGGAGAGCAUCGAGCUGGUGGCUAACGAGGUUCUGGCCAUGCAGAUGCCGACCACGCCGACUCAGCUGCAGAACCUGACCGAAGAGAUCCGGCAGAAGGUGGGAGAACUGGGACACAUGGAGACCAUACUGCAGCAAAGCACCGAUGACAUCCAGAGAGCUGAGAACCUGCUGAACCAGGCCCGUCGAGCCAGUGAGGAGGCGGCUGAUGCGAAGGUCUCUGCGGAGGAGGUGAAGCGAGCUUUGGAGGAAGCUGAUAGAGCCCAGAUGGCCGCCAGCGGCGCCAUCCAGCAGGCCGCUGCUGACAUCCAGGACACCAACAACCUGCUGUCCAUCGUGCAGUCAGAGACGGCAGAUGCGGAGUUGAAGCUGAACAACGCCACCCGGCGGCUGCAGAGGCUUGAGCAGGACGUAACGCUGCUGAAAGACAAAGCUCUGAAUGUCACUUUAAGCACAGAACAGACCAAUCAGGAUGCAGCGAGCAUCAGAGAGAUUGCUGAGGAGGUGAAGAAGGACCUGGACUCAGACCUGAAGGACAGGUACUCCACAGUGGGCCAGCUGAUUGGUCAGAAGGCAGGGGGUGUGGCUGAUGCCAAGAAGAGGGCAGAGUCACUGCAGCAGGAAGCCAAAGAGCUGUUGUUGCAGGCGAGCAACAAGCUGCAGCUGCUCAAAGAUCUGGAGAAGUCGUAUGACGACAACCAGCGGACUCUGGAGGUAAAGGCGGAGCUGCUGGUGGAGCUGGAGGCAGCUGUGAAAGACCUGCUGCAGGAUAUCAGCCACAAGGUCACUGUCUACAGCACCUGUCUUUUCUAGGGUCAAAGGUCACCAUCAGAAGCUGAAAAGGAGCUGACACAUAUUUUUAACCUGACUCUGUGAUGUGAAAUCCCCCCAAAUGUUUCAGAGAGAAGUUAGAUUUUUACUGAGGUGGAACUUCUGCCAAAGAUACGAAAUCUUUCAUCUUCAGUUAAUUUCCAAAUUGGACCUGGAGCGUUUUCAUGGUCGGAGCGUUGGUGAACGUGCUGUGAGCUGUUUAAACUGCCUCCAGCUUCAUUUCCACACCUGAGUGUGGAGAACCGUGAAAGAUGAGUUGAAAACAACAGUUUGAACACUCAACAGCUGUAAAAUUAAUUCAGUCGAUCAGAAAAGUCAGAAGCAGCUGAAAUUCAUCAAAGUGAUCCGACACGAUUCAAAUGAUAAAAACAAUGUUUGUUAAAAUUCAGUAAAAUUCAGCUGCUGAAAUAUUUGAACGUCUUUGUGAAUGUAAGAAAAUCAAAGUCGAUCAUUUGAUUCGAGUUUCCAGUUGUUUAACAGUGAAUUUUUCCUUUUGUUCUUCCUUUACUUUCAAUUCUUCGUGGCCAAAACUUUGAAAAAUGAAUUUUAAUAAAAAGCUUUUAACAGUU
This is a messenger RNA of Toxotes jaculatrix (banded archerfish), 6093 nucleotides long. RefSeq names its product laminin, beta 1a (gene lamb1a). Gene Ontology annotation, cellular component: laminin trimer. NCBI's taxonomy places the organism in Eukaryota, Metazoa, Chordata, Actinopteri, Toxotidae. The record is from RefSeq and is a predicted model, not a curated record. Gene Ontology annotation, biological process: basement membrane assembly; substrate adhesion-dependent cell spreading; cell migration. The transcript is spliced from 33 exons. Bases 92 to 5506 code for a protein of 1804 amino acids. Gene Ontology annotation, molecular function: extracellular matrix structural constituent; integrin binding.